Molecule: messenger RNA, 6474 nt
Organism: Pezoporus flaviventris
Lineage: Eukaryota; Metazoa; Chordata; Aves; Psittaciformes; Psittacidae
Product: streptococcal hemagglutinin-like
Exons: 14
Coding region: 1-6474 (2157 amino acids)
Source: RefSeq, a predicted model, not a curated record
AUGGUGGAGCUGGAUGGAGCAGUGGAAGAGACACCAGAAGCCGGGGUGGUGGUGGAGAUGGAGGUGGAGAGUGUAGAAGGGGUGGAGGUUGGAUACCCUGAUCCAGUUUCCAAACUUGUUCCAGCUUCCAAAGUGGUAGAGGGUUCCAAAGUGGUUCCAGUCUGCAAAGCUGUUGCAGGUUCCAAAGUUGUUCCAGGUUGCAAAGCUGUUCCAGUCUCCCAAGCGGUUCCAGGUUCCAAAGUGGAUGCAGGUUCAAAAGUUGUUCCAGUCUCCAAAGUGGUUGCAGAUUCCAGAGUUGUUGAAGGCUCCAAAGCAGUUGCAGAUUCCAAAGUAGUUCUAGUAUGCAAAGUCGUUCCAGUCUCCAAAGUGGUACCAGGUUUCAAACUGGUUCCAGGUUCCAAACUGGUUGCAGAUCCCAAAGAGGUUCCAGCUUCCAAAGUCAUUCCAGUUCCCAAAGUGCUUCCAGAUUCCAAAGUGGUUCCAGUUUCCAAAGUUGUUCCAGUCUCCAAAGAGGUUCCAGGUUCCAAAGCGGUUCCAGUAUCCAAAGUAGUUUCAGUAUCCAAAGUGGUUCCAGAUUCCAAAGCCGUUGAAGUAUCCAAAGUGGUUCCGGUCUCGAAAGUGGUUCCGAUUUCUAAAGUGGUUGCAGGUUCAAAAGUAGUUCCAGUUUCCAUAGUGGUCACAGAUUCCAAAGUGGUUCCAGUCUCCAAAGCGGUUCCAGCUUCCAAGGUGAUUGCAGACUCCAAAGUAGUUGAAGUUUCCAAAGUCAUUCCAGUCUCCCAGGUGGUUCCAGUCUCCCAAGUGGUUGUAGAUUUCAAAGUUGCUCCAGUCUCCAAAGCUGUUCCAGUCUCCACAGUGGUUGCAGGUUCAGAAGUGGUUCCAGACUCGAAAGAGGCUGCAGUCUCUAAAGUGGCUCCAGUUUCCAAAGUGGUUGCAGAUUCCAAAGCCGUUGAAGUAUCCAAAGUGGUUCCAGUCUCCAAAUUGGUUCCAGUUUCUAAAGUGGUUGCAGGUUCAAAAGUAGUUCCGGUUUCCACAGUGGUCACAGAUUCCAAAGUGGUUCCAGGUUCAAAAGUAGUGAUAGUUUCCAUCAUGGUCACAGAUUCCAAAGUGGUUCCAGUCUCAAAAGUGGUUGCAGAUUUCAAAGUUGUUCCAGUCUCCAAAGCUGUUCCAGUCUCCACAGUGGUUGCAGGUUCAGAAGUGGUUCCAGACUCGAAAGAGGCUGCAGUCUCUAAAGUGGCUCCAGUUUCCAAAGUGGUUGCAGAUUCCAAGGUUGUUGAAGUUUCCGAAGUGGUUCCAGUCUCCAAAUUGGUUCCAGUUUCUAAAGUGGUUGCAGUUUCCAAAGUGGUUCCAGUUUCCAAAGUGGAUCCAGGUUCAAAAGAAGUUCCAGUUUCCAAAGUGGUUCCAGGUUCAAAAGAAGUUCCAGUUUCCAAAGGGGUUGCAGAUUCCAAAGCCGUUGAAGUAUCCAAAGUGGUUCCGGUCUCCAAAGCGGUUCCUAUUUCUAAAGUGGUUGCAGGUACAAAAGUGGUGAUAGUUUCCAUAGUGGUCACAGAUUCCAAAGUGGUUCCAGUCUCCCAAGUGGUUGUAGAUUUCAAAGUUGUUCCAGUCUCCAAAGCUGUUCCAGUCUCCGCAGUGGUUGCAGGUUCAGAAGUGGUUCCAGACUCGAAAGAGGCUGCAGUCUCUAAAGUGGCUCCAGUUUCCAAAGUGGUUGCAGAUUCCAAGGUUGUUGAAGUUUCCGAAGUGGUUCCAGUCUCCAAAUUGGUUCCAGUUUCUAAAGUGGUUGCAGGUUCAAAAGUAGUUCCAGUUUCCACAGUGGUCACAGAUUCCAAAGUGGUUCCAGUUUCCAAAGUGGAUCCAGGUUCAAAAGAAGUUCCAGUUUCCAAAGUGGUUGCAGAUUCCAAAGCCGUUGAAGUAUCCAAAGUGGUUCCGGUCUUCAAAGUGGUUCCUAUUUCUAAAGUGGUUGCAGGUUCAAAAGUGGUGAUAGUUUCCAUAGUGGUCACAGAUUCCAAAGUGGUUCCAGUCUCCCAAGUGGUUGUAGAUUUCAAAGUUGUUCCAGUCUCCAAAGCUGUUCCAGUCUCCACAGUGGUUGCAGGUUCAGAAGUGGUUCCAGACUCGAAAGAGGCUGCAGUCUCUAAAGUGGCUCCAGUUUCCAAAGUGGUUGCAGAUUCCAAGGUUGUGGAAGUUUCCAAAGUGGUUCCAGUCUCCAAAUUGGUUCCAGUUUCUAAAGUGGUUGCAGGUUCAAAAGUAGUUCGAGUUUCCACAGUGUUCACAGAUUCCAAAGUGGUUCCAGUUUCCAAAGUGGUUCCAGUUUCCAAAGUGGAUCCAGGUUCAAAAGAAGUUCCAGUUUCCAAAGUGGUUCCAGGUUCAAAAGAAGUUCCAGUUUCCAAAGGGGUUGCAGAUUCCAAAGCCGUUGAAGUAUCCAAAGUGGUUCCGGUCUCCAAAGCGGUUCCUAUUUCUAAAGUGGUUGCAGGUUCAAAAGUGGUGAUAGUUUCCAUAGUGGUCACAGAUUCCAAAGUGGUUCCAGUCUCCCAAGUGGUUGUAGAUUUCAAAGUUGUUCCAGUCUCCAAAGCUGUUCCAGUCUCCGCAGUGGUUGCAGGUUCAGAAGUGGUUCCAGACUCGAAAGAGGCUGCAGUCUCUAAAGUGGCUCCAGUUUCCAAAGUGGUUGCAGAUUCCAAGGUUGUUGAAGUUUCCGAAGUGGUUCCAGUCUCCAAAUUGGUUCCAGUUUCUAAAGUGGUUGCAGGUUCAAAAGUAGUUCCAGUUUCCACAGUGGUCACAGAUUCCAAAGUGGUUCCAGUUUCCAAAGUGGAUCCAGGUUCAAAAGAAGUUCCAGUUUCCAAAGUGGUUGCAGAUUCCAAAGCCGUUGAAGUAUCCAAAGUGGUUCCGGUCUUCAAAGUGGUUCCUAUUUCUAAAGUGGUUGCAGGUUCAAAAGUGGUGAUAGUUUCCAUAGUGGUCACAGAUUCCAAAGUGGUUCCAGUCUCCCAAGUGGUUGUAGAUUUCAAAGUUGUUCCAGUCUCCAAAGCUGUUCCAGUCUCCACAGUGGUUGCAGGUUCAGAAGUGGUUCCAGACUCGAAAGAGGCUGCAGUCUCUAAAGUGGCUCCAGUUUCCAAAGUGGUUGCAGAUUCCAAGGUUGUGGAAGUUUCCAAAGUGGUUCCAGUCUCCAAAUUGGUUCCAGUUUCUAAAGUGGUUGCAGGUUCAAAAGUAGUUCGAGUUUCCACAGUGUUCACAGAUUCCAAAGUGGUUCCAGGUUCAAAAGUAGUGAUAGUUUCCAUAGUGGUCACAGAUUCCAAAGUGGUUCCAGUCUCAAAAGUGGUUGCAGAUUUCAAAGUUGUUCCAGUCUCCAAAGCUGUUCCAGUCUCCACAGUGGUUGCAGGUUCAGAAGUGGUUCCAGACUCGAAAGAGGCUGCAGUCUCUAAAGUGGCUCCAGUUUCCAAAGUGGUUGCAGAUUCCAAGGUUGUUGAAGUUUCCGAAGUGGUUCCAGUCUCCAAAGUGGUUCCAGUUUCUAAAGUGGUUGCAGGUUCAAAAGUGGUGAUAGUUUCCAUCGUGGUCACAGAUUCCAAAGUGGUUCCAGUCUCCCAAGUGGUUGUAGAUUUCAAAGUUGUUCCAGUCUCCAAAGCUGUUCCAGUCUCCGCAGUGGUUGCAGGUUCAGAAGUGGUUCCAGACUCGAAAGAGGCUGCAGUCUCUAAAGUGGCUCCAGUUUCCAAAGUGGUUGCAGAUUCGAAGGUUGUUGAAGUUUCCGAAGUGGUUCCAGUCUCCAAAUUGGUUCCAGUUUCUAAAGUGGUUGCAGAUUCAAAAGUAGUUCCAGUUUCCACAGUGGUCACAGAUUCCAAAGUGGUUCCAGGUUCAAAAGUAGUGCCAGUUUCCACAGUGGUCACAGAUUCCAAAGUGGUUCCAGGCUCAAAAGUGGUUGUAGAUUCCAAUGUUGUUGAAAUUUCCAAAGUGGUUCCAGUCUCCAAAGAGGUUCCAAUUUCUAAAGUGAUUGCAGGUUCAAAAGUAGUGCCAGUUUCCACAGUGGUCACAGAUUCCAAAGUGGUUCCAGGCUCCAAAGUGGUUGUAGACUUCAAAGUUGUUCCAGUCUCCAAAGCUGUUCCAGUCUCCACAGUGGUUGCAGGUUCAGAAGUGGUUCCAGACUCGAAAGAGGCUUCAGUCUCUAAAGUGGCUCCAGUUUCCAAAGUGGUUGCAGAUUCCAAGGUUGUUGAAGUUUCCGAAGUGGUUCCAGUCUCCAAAUUGGUUCCAGUUUCUAAAGUGGUUGCAGGUUCAAAAGUAGUUCUGGUUUCCAUAGUCGUCACAGAUUCCAAAGUGGUUCCAGGCUCCAAAGUGGUUCCAGGUUCAAAAGUGGCUCCAGUCUCAAAAGUGGUUCCAGUUUCCAAAGUGUUUCCAGUUUCCAAAGUCAUUGCAGGUUCAGAAGUGGUUCCAGUCUCAAAAGUGGCUGCAGUUUCCAAAGUGGUUGCAUUCUCCAAAGUAGUUGCAGUUUCCAAAGUGGUUCCAGUUUCCAAAGUGGUUCUAGGUUCAAAAGAAGUUCCAGUUUCCAAAGUGGUUGCAGAUUCCAAAGCCGUUGAAAUAUCAAAAGUGAUUCCGGUCUCCAAAGUGGUUCCAACUUCCAAGGUGAUUGCAGACUCCAAAGUUGUUGAAGUUUCCAAAGUCAUUCCAGUCUCCAAAGUGGUUCCAGUCUCCCAAGUGGUUGUAGAUUUCAAUGUUGUUCCAGUCUCCAAAGCUGUUCCAGUCUCCACAGUGGAUGCAGGUUCAGAAGUGGUUCCAGUCUCGAAGGAGGCUGCAGUCUCUAAAGUGGCUCCAGUUUCCAAAGUGGUUGCAGAUUCCAAAGUUGUUGAAGUUUCCGAAGUGGUUCCAAUCUCCAAAUUGGUUCCAGUUUCUAAAGUGGUUGCAGGUUCAAAAUUAGUUCUAGUUUCUACAGAGGUCACAGGUUCCAAAGUAGUUCCAGGCUCCAAAAUGGUUGUAGAUUCCAAAGUUCUUCUAGUCUCCAAAGCUGUUCCAGUUUCCAGUGUGGUUCCAGUUUCCAAAGUGGUUGCAGUUUCAAAAGUGCUUCCAGUCUCAAAAGUGGUUGCAGUCUCCAAAGUAGUUCCAGUUUCCAAAGUGGUUCCAGUUUCCAAAGUGGUUGUAGAUUCCAAAGUUCUUCCAGUCCCCAAAGUGGCUCCAGGUUCAAAAGUGGUUCCAGUCUCCAAAGUGGCUCCAGUCUCCCAAGUGGUUGCAGUUUCUAAAGUGAUUGCAGGUUCAAAAGUAGUUCUAGUUUCCAUAGUGGUCACAGAUUCCAAAGUGGUUCCAGUUUCCAAAGUGGUUGGAGAUUCCAAUGUUCUUCCGGUCUCCAAAGUGGCUCCAGGUUCAAAAGUGGUUCCAGUCUCCAAAGUGGCUCCAGUCCCCAAAGUGGCUCCAGUUUCCAAAGUGGUUCCAGUUUCUAAAGUGGUUCCAUGUUCAAAAGUGGUUCCAGUCUCCAAAGUGGUUGCAGUCUCUAAAGUGGCUCCAGUUUCCGAAGUGGUUGUAGACUCCAAAGUUGUUGAAGUUUCCAAAGUGGCUCCAGUCUCUAUUGUGGUUCCAUGUUCAAAAGUGGUUGUAGAUUUCGAAGUGGUUCCAGUCUCGAAAGAGGCUGCAGUCUCAAAAGUGGGUCCAGAUUCCAAAGUGGUUCCAGUUUCCAAAGUAGUUCCAGGUUCAAAAGUGGUUCCAGUCUCGAAAGAGGCUGCAGUCUCAAAAGUGGGUCCAGAUUCCAAAGUGGUUGCAGGUUCAAAAGUAGUUCCAGGCUCAAAAGUGGUUCCAGUCUCGAAAGAGGCUGCAGUCUCAAAAGUGUGUUCAGUCUCCAAAGUGGUUCCACUUUCCGAAGUGGUUGUAGGUUCCAAAGUGGUUCCAGUUUCCAAAGUGGUUGUAGGUUCCAAAGUUCUUCCAGUCUGCAAAGUGGUUGCAGUCUCCAAAGUGGCUCCAGUUUCCAAAGUGAUUGCAGACUCCAAAGUUGUUGAAGUUUCCAAAGUGGUUUCAGGCACCAAAGCGGUUCCAGUUUCCAUCGCGGUCACAGAUUCCAAAGUGGUUCCAGGUUCAAAAGUGGUUCCAGCCUCGAAAGAGGCUGCUGUCUGCAAAGUGGCUCCAGUCUCCAAAUUGGUUCCAGUUUCUAAAGUGGUUGCAGCUUCAAAAGUAGUUCCAGUUUCCAUAGUGGUCACAGAUUCCAAAGUUCUUCCAGUUUCCAAUGUGGUUCCAGCAACAAGCUCCGCCCUUCCCCUUCCCGGAAGUUCCGGCGCAUGCGCGGUGCGGCUGGGCCUGAGGAGAGCGGCGGCAGAGAGGCCGGGAGCGAUCGUAACGGGGGGGGGGGGGGGGGAGAGCCGGGAGUGGGCCCCGGGGUACCGGGAAAGCGGGAUAACGGCACCGGGACAGCGGGAUAACGGCACCGGAUACCGGGAACAGCGCGGUAACGGCAGCGGGAGCACAACGGCACCGGGAGCACCGGAACAUCCGGGAUACCGGGACCGCCGCCAUGCCCCAUAG